Durusdinium trenchii is the source of this 771-nucleotide messenger RNA. The record is from the annotation of a GenBank genome assembly. Lineage: Eukaryota; Dinophyceae; Suessiales; Symbiodiniaceae.
AUGAGAGCAGAACUUUGCGAAGCUGGCGUGCCCAAGAAGCACAUAGCCAAGGCGCUCCUUCCAGAGCCUAUGCCCUGCCCGGAAAACUUAAACAUGCGAUUCGUGCGGAAGUUCUUGUCCGCAUUUCAUUGGAAGCAGGCAAGCCGCAACACCAGCGGCAAUUAUCUGGCCUCCUGUUUGAGUGGAGCGAUCCACGGCUGGAGGGAAGUAGUCAAGGAGAUACAGAAUGGUGUCCACAAAUGGUUGAUAUUGAACCUGGACCAGGUUUGGCGUCAGUCUUUGAGAUUUGGGAAGAAGGUCCUGGUGAAGGGGACCCAACGAGCCAAGCAGCAUGACCACAUGAUUGCAAGAAGUGACGCAUUCGCCACUGCUCGGCAGUCUAUCACUGCAGUCACAAGCUGUUGGUCGGACGGGACCAGAGGUCCCUUGGGAUUGUGCUAUCCUUCAGGCGCCUUUCCUCAAAGCGAAGUGGACAGGUUCAAUCAGAAGUACGAAGGCAUUUGCUACAUGUUUGAGUCUGAAUCAAAGAGUCAUUUCAUGACAGGAAAUACCUUUCAGACAUUGCUCCGGGGAUUGUUGACGCCAGCAUAUGCUAUCAAGCGUAAAGCGCUUGGCUUGACCAUCAAGGAUCGAGGACUCCUGCUGACUGACGCUUGGAGCGGGUUCCAUUGCUACAAGACUGGAUUGAACCACGCCAGAGAGGCGUGGUGCCUGAGCUCCAAUGUGAAGCUGCCGGCCCUCCAGGUGCGGGUUCCACCUUUGCUUGACUGA